CUCAAACAUGAAGCUUUCUCUUGUCUUCAGCGUGCUUGCGUCUCUUGUGAUUCUUGCUACAGCGUACCCCACGCAAGGAGCCACCGGCAUCACGAAACGUUCCAAUGUGGAGAAGCGCAAGGAACUUGACGCCAAUGACUCCCACUACGGGAAGAGAGGCGGGGAGAAGCGCAAGGAACUUGAUGCCGACGACUUCAAUUACACCAAGUACUCUAAGGAGAAGCGCGAGGAACUUAAUGCUGAUGACUUCAAUUACCGCGCUUACUGAACUUGACGCCAGGUUCUACGCAGGUGAGUUAUAGCCGUAUGUCUUAUUUUUUUGUGGGAGUCAU
Messenger RNA from Suillus subalutaceus, 332 nucleotides. RefSeq lists its product as uncharacterized. The coding region runs from base 8 to 268 and encodes 86 amino acids. The record is from RefSeq and is a predicted model, not a curated record. The transcript has 2 exons. NCBI's taxonomy places the organism in Eukaryota, Fungi, Basidiomycota, Agaricomycetes, Boletales, Suillaceae.